Messenger RNA from Eptesicus fuscus (big brown bat), 2836 nucleotides. RefSeq names its product zinc finger DHHC-type palmitoyltransferase 9 (gene ZDHHC9). Gene Ontology annotation, biological process: protein targeting to membrane; peptidyl-L-cysteine S-palmitoylation. The transcript is spliced from 10 exons. The record is from RefSeq and is a predicted model, not a curated record. Gene Ontology annotation, cellular component: Golgi apparatus; endoplasmic reticulum. Gene Ontology annotation, molecular function: protein-cysteine S-palmitoyltransferase activity. Bases 252 to 1343 code for a protein of 363 amino acids. Lineage: Eukaryota; Metazoa; Chordata; Mammalia; Chiroptera; Vespertilionidae.
GCAUGGUGGGCUGCCAACCCCUCCGCUGCAUCGGGACGCGCGGACCUUGGCACUGCCCGGCUCAGGGUGCCAGCGGUGGAGUCCCCAGCCGUGGUGACUACACGUGGCGGAGCGUGUGGUUAGAAGUUGGACUUUUGAUGAUGUUUGACCCAGCAGCAGCAAUAGCAGGCAACGUGAUUUUAAAGUUGAGCUCAGCCUCUGUUUUUUCCAUCUUGUAAUCACAAAGAGCAUCUGGACCAGGAAUUCCAAUCAUGUCUGUGAUGGUGGUGAGAAAGAAGGUGACACGGAAGUGGGAGAAACUCCCAGGCAGGAACACCUUCUGCUGCGAUGGUCGUGUCAUGAUGGCCCGGCAAAAGGGCAUCUUCUACUUGACCCUUUUCCUCAUCCUGGGGACAUGUACACUCUUCUUUGCCUUCGAAUGCCGUUACUUGGCUGUCCAGCUAUCUCCUGCCAUCCCUGUGUUUGCUGCCAUGCUCUUCCUUUUUUCCAUGGCUACACUGUUGAGGACCAGCUUCAGUGACCCUGGAGUGAUCCCUCGAGCUCUACCAGAUGAAGCAGCUUUCAUAGAAAUGGAGAUAGAAGCUACCAAUGGUGCGGUGCCCCAGGGCCAACGACCACCCCCUCGUAUCAAGAAUUUCCAGAUUAACAACCAGAUUGUAAAGCUGAAAUACUGUUAUACGUGCAAGAUCUUCCGGCCUCCCCGGGCCUCCCAUUGCAGCAUCUGUGACAACUGUGUGGAGCGCUUCGACCAUCACUGCCCCUGGGUGGGGAAUUGUGUUGGAAAGAGGAACUACCGCUACUUCUACCUCUUCAUCCUUUCUCUCUCCCUCCUCACCAUCUAUGUCUUCGCCUUCAAUAUCGUCUAUGUGGCCCUCAAAUCCUUGAAAAUUGGCUUCCUGGAGACGUUGAAAGAAACUCCUGGAACUGUUCUAGAAGUACUCAUUUGUUUCUUCACACUCUGGUCCGUCGUGGGACUAACUGGAUUUCACACUUUCCUUGUGGCUCUCAACCAGACAACCAAUGAAGACAUCAAAGGCUCAUGGACAGGGAAGAAUCGAGUCCAGAAUCCCUACAGCCAUGGCAACAUUGUGAAGAACUGCUGUGAAGUGCUGUGUGGCCCCUUGCCUCCCAGUGUGCUGGAUCGAAGAGGUAUUUUACCACUGGAGGAAAGUGGAAGUCGACCUCCUAGCACUCAAGAGACCAGUAGUAGCCUCUUGCCACAGAGCCCAGCCCUAACAGAACAUCUGAGCUCAAAUGAGAUGCCGGAGGACAGCACUCCUGAAGAGAUGCCACCCCCGGAACCUCCAGAGCCACCACACGAGGUGGCUGAAGCUGACAAGUAGCCUAUCUAUGGAAGAGACUUUUGUUUGUGUUUAAUUAGGGCUGUGAGAGAUUUAAGGGGAGAAGAUAAACCUGAGACAGAGAACAAGUAAGCUGUUUUUCUUUGAUCUUUAUUCAGCCAAUUGCACACUGGCAUUUUCUUGCUGCAAGUUUUUUUUUUUUUCCUGGACUCAAGGCAGUCAUAGAAGAUGUCAGUGACCUCUGGUAACUGGACAAAUGGGUCUCUUGGGCCCCUGCACUAGUUUUCCAUGGAGUCUUCUUGGGCUCCCCUUUCUUCCCUCCAGAUCUUAGCUCUCCUGCUUGGCGUGGUUGGUCCAUUUGUGGGGUUAAAGGUUUUUGAGACUGGCACAGAUCCUCUCCAGCCGCUGCAUGGCACGAGUCCAGAGGUGGUCACAGAGAACUCUGGCUAGGGAAUCCUAACUGGAUUCUUGGGGCUUCAUAAUUAAAGAGGAUGGAGAGUGGGAUUGGAGGAUUCUCCUGGCUACAAAGUGCCAACAUAGCCCAUAAAUCCUUUCAGGAAUGGGGCAGGUAGCUUCCACUUGUUGUAUUUAUUCAUGUAGUUUCUCCUUUGUCCCCCAUCCACUUUCUAACCCCCAAGCCCCACUCUUUUCCAGUUAGAGAUAUGUAAGUAGUUGCAGUAUAGAUAACAAUUUACAUGUCUUAUAGAUUACCCAGAAACUUUUUAAUACCUGUGCUAUUCUCAAUAAGAAUUCAUGAGAUGCCAACGGCAUCACCCCUUGUAUUCUCUGUCUCUUAUCUCCUCCUUUCUCACCAGUCCCAUUUAAUUUGUUUUCCUUCUGACUCUUGCUCCUAUUAGGAGCAGGAAUGGCAGUAAUAAAAGUCUGCACUUUGGCGAUUCCUCUCCUCAGAAUAAGCCCGAGUGCUCACUUAAACACUACACCCCCCAGACUCCCUGUGUGAGGCCUGCAGAGGCCCUGAAUGCACAAAUGGGGAAACCAAGGCACAGAGAGGAACUCCUCUCCUCUCCUCUCCUCUCUCCCUAUGUCCCCUCAAAAAAGAAAAAAGUAAAAAAAGACAACUAGUACUUCCAGUAGGCCUCGGCUGAGUGAGGAGGGAAAACCCAGCACUGCUGCCCUCCCGGGUGACCCACUCUAAGGCCUUGGCCCACCUCGGGCUUGAUAACCACACCAGGGGCUUCCGCCAGCCUCGUUCUUCCAGCACUUCCACUUCCACAGGCAGAGUCCCAGAGCCACUUCACCCUGGGUGCGGGCUGUGACCCGCCCACACACCCCGUCAGCUCUGCUCAGGACCUGCUCUAUUUCAGGGAAGAAAAUUUAUGUAUUAUAUGUGGCUAUAUUUCCUAAAGCACCUGUGUUUUUCUAAGCCAGGGUCCUGUCUGGAUGACUUACGGGGAGGGGGACGUGUAAAUCAGAACUUUUAAUCUAUUUGAAAGUGAUUAAACUGUGUCUAAUGCAGACUGUCUGCCUCCUCCUUCCCCUUCCAUUUCAAGAAUCACCAUGGGGGCGUGAGUGUC